CGGUCUUCGGCAAAUAGUCAGUCUCGGAGCAUACGCGUACGGCGCUGGACGUGUAAAACGCGUUGUUUGGUCAUCUGGUGUGGCCUAACAUGUGUAAAUCCCUUUUUCCGAAAGGGUUAGGGAAACUGUUUGAAUUGGGUUUUUGGUGAACUAAGGUUGGCAAGCAUAAAAAAAUAGCAACCAUCAUCAAGCUUCCCAUCCGUAGUGCAGUGAAUAUUUGACCGUUCGGCAGUCUCAAUCUCUGAGGGGCAGAUUGAUUGCAAGCUAUUUUCCAUUCCAUAAAGAAGCAAAGGGAAGCUUUUAUCUCGUCGUCGUGUGAUCGGGUGGUUGGUUUGUAAGACGUAAAUUAAAAUAUUUCUUCGGAGUAGCGUAUGCUCGUAGCAGUCGAUUCUGUCUCCAUCUGUCUGCUAGCUUUAGACCGAUCCGUUUGUGUAUUGUGGUGCCUUUUUAAGGGCGAUUGGGAAGUGUGUAUAUGUGUGUAGAUUAGUUUUGUGAAACAUUUUUGCAUUGUGGUUUAUUGGUGUUGUCUUAUGUAUUGUUUCUUGUUUUGUGUGAAAAUAAAAAUGAAACCAAUCAAAGCUUAUCGAAAUGAAGAAAGCAACGUCACAAUAGUAAAAAUUAAGACACACAUGAAGCCAAGAAUAGCAAAUGGGCGGUGGUAGUGGUAAUAAAUCAGGUUCUGUUAGAACGAAAGGUUUAUUCAAUCCAUUACACGAGACACAAGCUACAUAAGGAAGCGUUGGAUAGAAACGUGUCGAAGAAGAUAAAUCCGCACCCACAGGAAGUUCAAGUGUAUCAGUGUGUCAGUGCUAAAGAGAAGAGAAGAACAAGGAUGAUUAACCUUCCGAAAUUGGGGAUGCCAUCUUUAUGUGCAAGGACGCUGCUGUCAAGGAAGUACGUUGAUCUUAUUUCCUCCAACUACAAACGAAACAAUUGCGUCCAAGGUGUUCAGGCGUAUAUCGACAGCGUUUGUUUGUGUGGGUAGGUUGUGAUACUUCCAGAUUCGUGCGUGAAAACUGUUUCCCACUUGGCGCCAAUAUAUUCCGUGACGUUUGAUUGAGUCCGUAGGGGUAAAUAUUUUGUGUCGGAAGGUUUGAUUGAGCUAUUUUCAACGGAAGCCACGUCAAGAAGGAUGCCGCAAGGCAGAACAUCCAGAGUCUAUCCAACCAUCCCAUUGGUGUGAGGAUGUGAGUUGGUAAAGCAUUUCAGUACGUGCCUAAACAUGGGCCAUAAUAGAUCGCUUACUUCUGUAGCACAGAAAAGGGAAAAAGACGUAAUGUAAGUGGCCAAAAACCGAAAACUCAUCGCUUGAAAAGGAUUACUCGGUUCCGUUAAGAUGUGCUGAUCGUAAGAUUUCAUUUGAUAAAUGCUUCACAAUGAUGGUACAGCAUUAGUGGAAGGUUACAUAAAUAGGUAAUUAAUCAAUAACGUGCAUCCGACGUGAUUGUUGGCAAACAAGAAGAUGGUUUUAAGGAAGGAAGUAACAUUUGUUGCUGAUUUUGUAUCUCUUCCAAACGAUUUCGUUCGCUUUGUUGUAUAAAACUGAUUGGCAUAAGCGUGAUUAACAUGUCAUGCUCUAAUUUUAUAGCUUUGAGACUUAAAAAACUUUUAGUAAGUAACGGUAAAAAAGUAACAAACAAACAAAAUAAGUUUAAUAAAUAAGUCAACAAAAAACAAUAUUAUAAAACAGAACAACUUUAAGAAAUGUAAAAUUAAUAACAACAAUACGAUAACAUAAAACAAAGUGCCAUAAUUUGCCAUCAUGUCUUUAUCACAAUGCGCUGUUUACCACUUAGGAGCAACAAAAAACAGAAUGAAAACCAAAUAAAUAACCAAAACAGAUGAUUAUCGCAUUAAGUGGGUGUGAAACAAGUGGUUGGAAUUAAUUGUCACGUGGAUAAAUUGGAGAGCCAAAAAAAAAAGAGCCAAAGGGAAGCAAACAAAAAAAACAAACACCCCAAAACAAAACAUAAACACGCAUUUCGAACACACGUACAUGUUGGUAGCAAAGAGAAGAAGAAAAAAAAAACACAACAAAUCAGAAAAAAGGGAUAAAGAACGAGUAUUUUCACAGUGAGAAAGAAAGUGUUGGUGUGUGUAUGUGUACGUCUGGACAGAAGAGAUUGUGCGUUAGUUUGUUUGUGUGUGUUAAUUUACGUGUUUCGUGCAACGGAAACGUUCCGCCCGACCGGAAGUGAAUAUUUUCUCACCCGUCGCUUCGCAUAACCCUUGUGUGUUGUUUUGUUGUUGUUGUUGUGAGCAAUAUCGAAAGAAAUCCGUGACAAGGCAAUAUAAAAGAAAUUGGAAUACGAGGACACGUGGGUUUGUAAUUGGCAGCGGUCCGGUCACGAGCUUCCAGCUUCAAACUCAAACCACUUCAAACGGGCUGUAACUGGGCCUUUCGAAUUAGCAGCAUCUUUCUACAAUCGGUUCCUGUUCGGACGAUAAUGGGCGUGAAUAAGAGCAAAAGCUCAUCCCCAGCAUGUGGUCCACACGUCGUUUGGAGAGGAAGAAUCAACUUGGGUCGCGUGUGAAAAUGGAAGCGAUGUGUCACGUGGGUAAAAACAUUUCAUUUACGGUCAGACGAAACGCCCGGAUGAACGUUCUUUUGUUGGGUUGUAGUGCAAAAACAUACGUAUUCGUCCGGAGAAGGUUCAACAAAGUGUGAUUCGUACAAAAGUUUUAGCUUCUAGAAUUACGUCAAGCAGCAAUGAAUUGUUCGUACGCUGCUCGAAAUGUUGCUCUUAUCGGUGACGACAGAUUCAUUAUCAUGGUGAUGAAAAAUGAAUAUCCAAUGAGCAGAAUAUGGCGUUCUUAUCAUGUACGGGGACGAGCAUAAAAACGCAUAAAAAUAUGGAAGUGAACGGAGGAAAAAAGGAAAGAAAAGAAAAGGAAGGAAAACCCAUUCAAAAAAUAACGUUGAAAAUGAGUUUAUGAUUGAAUAAUGGUGGUGGCGAGAUGUGGGUCAGUUUUUAUCUGGUGAGAUGGAAACAGGGGAAAUGGAGAAAAAACUUCCAAACGAAUGUUUGCUAAAUUUUUCACAAAAUUGGAUUUACUAAUCUCGGGGACGAAAGCUCCCAAUGAAAAUGAUACAAAGUGUUUGGUGGACGUUUGGAAAUCAGAAUGUUGGGAGGGAAAAAGAAAGUUGAUCCUUCGCUCUCCCUUUUGUCGAUAUCAAACGAAAACAGGAAAAAAGAAACGGAUGGCGACACAUCAAAGAAAGUGACAAUUUUAAGAGCAAAUCAAAAAUUUCAUUUCUUGAGUUGAUUAAUUUAAGCAAGUGCUUUCGUGUAGCUUACGUCUGGAGGAGGGAAAGUUUGUGUGAUUAACUUAAUGAGGUUUAUCAACAUCAUUAUUGGAUUCGGUAGGAAAUUACAGAGAAGAUCAUUUAUUUGCUUUACCUUUGAAUGCUUUCCUUUAAAGUCAUUACUCUAGAUUGCUUUAAACAGAUUUAGCUACGUUUUUUUUAUUAGAUUUGUCUGUAUUUUUGGAAGUUGAUAAAAAAUGUACAUGCUUUUAAACGACAGAGUUUAAAUUUACUAAAGUAUAGCUUCUGUAGUGUUUUUAAUAUGUUGCGCCCAAAUUUAUGCAACCGUUAUACAAAAUAUUUCAUUUAAGCAAAAUUGUUUGGAUACAUUCUUAAUGCCUACUGUAAAGCGAGCCCUCGAGGCGAGUUUAAAAAUUUAAUCGGAAACACAACCAUAUUUACGUCAAUUUGUUCUCGUUACCUUUCAACAAACGAAAGUGACGAUUUUAAUUUAAAAAAAACACAGCAAUAAAUAAACAAAUAAAUUGAUCUUAUUCCAGCAUUUAAAUUGCUAGAAUUGUUUGCUUUUGCAACCGUCACCUCACACAACUCCAUGUCAUUCUCAAGAUGUCAUAUAAAUAUUUUAGAAUUUUUACGUCGGUGACAGUUCGGUUAAACAUCCAUAGAUAAAUAGAAGACAAAAAACGACGAAAAGAAGGUUUUUUCCCCUUUCCUUUUGCACAUUAACGAGUUGACUGGAUCGAAAGCUUUCUAGCGUAUCAUACACAACAUCGACUAAGCCCCCCUCUGUCUCUUGUGCGAAAUUGCGCGCAUAUCCUUUUUUUUACAUACAGUAAGAAGAUUAACCCCAAUCAGCUUACGAUUGCUUUCGGCGUUAAUGGUAAAGCACCCCGAAGCCAGACAGUUCAAGGGCAUAUAAUCCCUUCGCCGAGAAGUUCACUUUCACUUCAAAUCCUUAACAGAUGGGUGUUGACUUGGGAAUACUGUAUAUGGCGAAAAAAAUAGAUAUAUUACACCACAUGCAAAUCAUACACCUGAAACAUGUGCUAUGUUGUGUUAAAAGGAAGCAAAAUUUAUCAUUCAACGUAGUUAAUCCGAUUCUUAUAACCCUCCGUGUACAUGUAAAAUUUCGGUGACAGAAGGUUACGUACAAGGAGGGUGUUUAGAUUGAAAAAAGUCCGCACCUGAAAUCGCUCGUUGCAGGUCGUUAGCAGAAAGUGAGAUUUGUUUGGACGUGUUCCAGAAGUGUGUGUGUCUGUGUUCUGGCGGGGCUUUGCAGUCUAAAUCCAAUCGUUAGAAAGGUGGAUACAGCGAGCUGUCAGCUGACGAGUGGAUGCUGUUUUUCGUGUGCUGAAAGCGUGUCACAGCAGGCGCACUACUGGAGGCGAUACGGCGCCAGUCACGGUCCAUAGCGGCACGCCGUGGACGUAAGGUUAAGUUUUCUGAAUGGACAGAUCAUCAUGAUAAUGAUGCACCGGAUGAAGCUCAAAGGGACGAGCCAGUAAGCGAGACAAGAGCGACAGAGUGAUCAACCUUGACCGUGCAGCUCGUUACUUAUCAUAUCGCAUCCUUCAUCGCCUGCUCGUUCGUUUUUUUUUUCUCUUUUUUUGGUCUGUUUCGUACGUUGUUGAUUUUUCAUUCGUUUGAAGAUGCAAUUGCAGUAAAGGAUUUCAAAGCUCGAUUUAUUGUAUCCUCUGUGUUUCCCCUGGUUUCGUGCGACCCACGUGGUUUUGUCAAGGAUGCGAGAAUGAUGUUGGAUUAAAUUAUAAAUGAAAGUGGUGAAGAAAAUGUGGGGCAAAACGACUCGAUGGAAAGUACAACGCUAAAGAGUAAACUGUUCAUCAAGAAUGAAAAAUCGGCUGCUCGACGUACGUCGACCCCGGAAUCCAUGACCCAGCGGGCAGCGGCCCAACGGGCCAGCGGACCGACAGCCGGCGAUGGAGACUCCACGACGGACCUGACGGCGGGAAUGGCCGGUGGGGGACCGAGUGGGGGCGGGAGUGCGGCGGCAACAACGAUGGCGUCCAACGAUCGUCGGGACACCAAGGUAGACAUCCCGCUCCCACCGUACAUGACGCCUUCGGCAGAGAAAUUUGCAGAUAAACGAGUUAAGAGACACAGCAUACACGGCAUGAUGGAGGAGGAAAAUGUGGUCCGACCCCAUCAGGAAAUUGCCGCCCUAUCGCUGGAGGAGAAAAAGUACUUGCUUGCGGUCGAGCGGGGUGAUGUCGCUACCACGAGAAGAAUACUGGAGAAAGCGGAAGCGGAAUCACACAUCAACAUCAACUGUGUCGAUCCGUUGGGCCGGUCCGCCCUGCUGAUGGCCAUCGAUAACGAAAAUCUCGAGAUGGUGGAACUGCUCAUCAAUCAUCGGGUGGACACGAAGGACGCUCUGUUGCACGCCAUCUCGGAGGAGUUUGUUGAAGCGGUGGAGGUGCUGCUAGACCACGAGGACAGCUGUCACAAGAAUGGUGAUCCUCAUAGUUGGGAAGCCUUACCACCAGAUACGGCUACCUUUACGCCGGACAUAACACCCCUUAUACUGGCUGCCCAUCGUGAUAAUUAUGAAAUAAUAAAAAUUCUGCUUGACCGCGGUGCCACACUGCCUAUGCCGCAUGACGUACGAUGUGGUUGUGAUGAUUGUGUUACUUCCCGACAGGAGGACUCGUUGCGUCACUCUCGAUCACGCAUAAACGCGUACCGAGCGCUGGCGAGUCCGUCCCUGGUAGCGCUGUCGUCGAAAGACCCCAUACUGACCGCUUUCGAAUUGAGCUGGGAGUUACGAAGGUUAAGCUUCCUGGAGCACGAGUUCAAGAAUGAGUACCAGGAACUUCGACGACAGUGUCAGGACUUUGCAACGGCACUUCUAGAUCACACGAGAUCUUCGCAUGAGCUGGAGGUACUGCUCAACCAUGACCCCACCGGACCGGCCUUUGAACAUGGCGAUCGGAUGCAUCUAAAUCGGUUAAAGCUUGCCGUAAAGCUACGCCAAAAGAAGUUCGUUUCACAUCCGAACGUGCAGCAGCUGCUGGCCAGCAUCUGGUACGAAGGGUUGCCGGGCUUCCGGAGGAAAAACAUGGCCCUGCAAGCAUUGGAAAUUGUGCGAAUAGGCAUCAUGUUUCCACUGUUUUCCUUCUCGUACAUCAUCGCACCACACUCGUCGCUCGGCCAAACGAUGCGUAAACCGUUCAUCAAGUUCAUCUGCCACAGUGCGUCGUAUUUCACCUUUUUAUUUCUACUUAUGCUGGCAUCGCAGCGCAUCGAGACGGUGAUGGGUGGCGUGUGGGGUGCGGAAGUGAGCCAGGAGCAUGACGAAGUGCCUACCAAGCGCGGUGCAAGCCCAACCCUGAUCGAGUGGCUCAUAUUGGCGUGGGUCAGCGGACUGAUCUGGAGCGAGGUAAAGCAGCUGUGGGACGUGGGCUUGCAGGAGUACGUAAACGAUAUGUGGAAUGUGAUAGACUUUGUGACCAACUCACUGUACGUGGCAACGGUAGCACUGCGAGUCGUUUCUUACUUCGAGGUCCAGAAGGAGAUGACGUACAACAAGUAUGCGGCAGACUUACCGCGCGAACGGUGGGACACCUGGGACCCGAUGCUAAUAUCCGAGGGCCUUUUCUCUGCGGCCAAUAUCUUCAGUUCCCUCAAGCUGGUGUACAUCUUUUCGGUCAAUCCACACCUUGGACCGUUGCAGGUAUCACUAUCCCGUAUGGUGAUGGACAUUAUGAAGUUCUUCUUCCUGUACGUGUUGGUACUGUUCGCGUUUAGCAGUGGUCUUAAUCAGCUUCUUUGGUAUUAUGCGGAUCUGGAGAAAAAACGUUGUCCUGAUGUGUCCAAUUCUAUCGGACCUAAUAUUACCUCCACGGAUCCAAACGCUUGUAUCGUGUGGCGACGAUUUGCUAAUCUGUUCGAAACAAUACAGACACUGUUCUGGGCCGUGUUUGGGCUAGUGGAUCUGGAAAACUUUGAGCUGGAUGGGAUCAAAAUCUUUACCCGUUUCUGGGGUAUGCUGAUGUUUGGGACGUACUCGGUGAUCAACAUUGUUGUGCUGCUGAACCUACUGAUCGCCAUGAUGAAUCACUCAUAUCAAUUAAUAUCGGAACGUGCUGAUGUCGAGUGGAAGUUUGCCCGUUCGAAGCUGUGGAUCAGCUACUUCGAGGAGGGCGGAACAUGUCCACCACCGUUUAACAUCAUCCCUACACCGAAGUCGCUGUUCUACAUCUUCCAGUGGGUGAAGCGAAAGUUUUGCGGUCACUCAAAGGCGGUAAAGAAGGAACACAUGAAAACGAUUCGACGGAAGGUAAAGCAGGCGAGCGAGCGGGACUUCCGCUAUCAGAGCAUCAUGCGCAAUCUGGUGCGCCGGUACGUUACGGUGGAGCAACGGAAGGCCGAAUCGCAGGGCGUCACCGAGGAUGAUGUGAACGAGAUCAAGCAGGACAUAUCGGCGUUCCGGUGCGAAUUGGUGGAGAUACUGAAGAACAGUGGCAUGAACACGGCCAUUGCUACAGGGCAGGGUAGUGGUGUGGGCGGUAAGAAGAACCGCCAGAAAGAGCGACGAUUGAUGAAGGGCUUCAAUAUAGCGCCACCGCCAGCCCCGGAAGCGGGACAGCAUCUAACGCCAGUGUCGGAAUUUAUUUCCCAACUUCCGGACCAUUCACCUCAUGAGCUAUUCGCAGGUGUCUUUGGACCGGGAUUAACCCCCAAGAAGGCACUGCAUCAGGUUAAUCCAAUGCAUCAGUAUUCGUCCCAAUCGCAGAGUUCCUUUGGCGAGAACAAUAAUCCUAUCCACAAGCUAGCUAAAUUGGCACCGAAAUUCAACUCCAAGAGUCGUCCCGGAUCACACAAGAAGCGUUGGGGCACUUUAAUUGAGGCCGCCAAACAUGGCAGUGUGUCCAAGUUUAUCGGUCGGUCACGAUCCGAAGACUCGGUGUGCAAUCACGGUCAAGGGAGAGGAGAGUCGGCCAGCCACAGUAACAGUCCCGCCUCGGACGAAGCCAUCACGGAAUCGCCGUCCGAUUCUAACCCAAGUCUUGAUCGGCCCGAUGUGGAACAGUGUCCCGAUCCACACAAAAACCACAAUCGCAAUCGGGACCGGCAUCAAGAUCGUCGGCAGCAUGGUGGAAGCGAUCGUACGACGCAGCACAGUGGCGGUGUUACGACGGCAAACGGGAAGAAUGGGCGCGAAGCGAAGGAACAUGCGCAUCACUAUCAUUUGCAUUUCGGUGCGCUGGCAGCACUGAAGCGCAAACGGAAAAAGUUCUCGAACAGCCGCAACUCUAGCCCGGUGCUGGAGCCACCAAGUGAGCUGCCGUUGGUGACGAAUACCGUCAACACCACGGGUAAUUCAAGCAGUAAGGUACUGAAACGUGCUUCCAGUGUACCGACGCGUGGUGCCAGUGAUGAACCGGAAGCAACCGUUAGCGUUCGACCAGCCCGCCACGAAGCAACGCAAAGCCAACAGCAUUCGAUCGAGCAUCAGCUCGAAGGUGCGGCACCAUUAACACCCUCCACCACGGAGGAAAGUGUUGACCAGCAGCCGGCGUCAGCCCAACCGCAGACCACUCUGGCAGUGCACAAGCACCAAAAGAUCAUACGCGGUAGAAACAGCUCCAACGAACCAUUGCUACGUCUGCAGGAGCAUCGUGAUAGUAGUGAUGGCGGCACGGCAGGUGUCUGCGAACCAUCCACUGGUGGUGGAACUGGGACGGGUGGUGGACCAUCGUCAGCCUCGUCCACGUUGCGCUCGGUACCGAAGAUACCGGGUGUGACGCCGUUACGGGGCCAUUUACACUCCCAGGGUUGGUUAUAGGCGAUGGCGAUGCAUCGAAACGCUGGCUACACUAGUUGUAUGUAAAUAUAGUUGAACAUCAAGUUGCAUUCAAUCGGCGUACGAGCAGGAAUGGUUGAACGCAACUCAUGGGCGAGAGUGUGUAAACUAGUCAAAAGCAUCAAUUCUAAACGAGGUGUACAAGUGAUGUGAGGUAGGGUUGAGUUGAAUGAGAAAUUAAAAUCUCUCCACUAUUCCGAUGACGCACAGCUGACGAUCAUUGGACGAUUGGUUGUCAGUAAUUCCUUCUGUUAGUGUUACUCCUCACAAAAGGGAUUAUACUUCGUAGGGCCUAAAUUGGGUGCGAACAAAAGAAAGAUAAACCACACUCGUGUCGAUCCUGUCAAGUUCUCCGCUCCGGAAGGUUAGGUUUCGCAAAUCUAAGCAAAUCUGGACAACCUUUGGGCGACGAAGCAGAGAUCGCAGACACGAUCGGACGAGAAACAGUUCGACCUGACGGAUCUGUGGUAGCUUUAAGGCAUGUAGGUUUAUAACGAUCACAUACAAUAAGGGACCAGGUCUCUUGGGGAAGUGCUAGCGCGUGCUAAGCGGCGGUCAGUGUAGCUGUUAAACUAUCAUUUGUUAUUCGCUAUUGGAAAUCGUACAGGAACACAGCAGUUGGCAAGGCAUACAUUGGUUGUCUUACCAUCUGGACGUGCUACCACUUGGACUCAUAUGCACAUUUAUGCAUUCUCUUUUAACCGGUAGUCGUCUAGAUAUGGUGUACGCAAGCGGGUAAGCAAGUCAAAAAAAAAAACCCGUACACCUUAAACUUCUCGAUACAUUUUAGCACGGUAAGAAAGACAUAAACCUACAAUCCGGUUAUCCGUACAGUGAGUUAAACAGAUAGAAUAUUACCAGAAGAGAAUAAUCAACAGUGGUUUAAAAAUGGAGCAAAAAUCGUUCAUGUAGAAAUGUUUCUGCAAAAGAAACCAAACAGAAAAUAGUAAAAGAAAAUCGAUAACAACAUUCAUUAAAGAGAAAACUUAACACAAGAAGUAAAAAGGAGGCCUUAUAAUAACAUGUAACACGAUAUAUAUAUGUAUCACUUAACAAAAACAGAAAAGAAAUGGAACAACUAAUGAUAACGUGCGUCAACUCGCUUUCAAAGACGACUAGACAUAACGAAACAUAUAAAAUGAAUUGAAAAACGAAAUUAGAGAAGCAAGAAAAUGUCGAUCAAAACCGUAUGAGAUAGUGAAACAAAACACAUGAGAAAAAAAACACCCAGUAAACAAUUUAAUAGCUAUAAUAGAAAGGUAACAAGUUCGGUAGGUAUAAACUUAAGGCAAGUAUAAAAAAAAACAUACGUAGACAACAGGAAACUAAAAGGUGGAUGAAUGGUUUGUUGAAUACAUGCAACCCAUCGUCUAAGUGUAGAAGAAAACAAGUAAAUAAGCACGAAUAAUAUAGUAGAAAACAAAGGAAAACAAAAAAUAUAAACUAUUAAAAGAAAUGUGAGGAAAACCGAAAGUGGGAUUCGUUUAAUCAAAACAAACAACUAAACAUGUAAACCUAAAAGAAGGAUUUGUGAAACGAACUGUAGAUAUAUGAAAGACGUUAGCAGAUUUAACUGGACAGAUGUAGAUGGAUUUGUUGACAGUAUGUGCAAUGUUUGUUGGUUUGUUUCGACACGAAGGGCGAAAACAGAUGUUGAAUUUUAGUGAGCAGGGAAUUGGUUAAACUAGCAAGAAGGUACGAAUAGAUAGGCAAAAGGGAAGGCGCUUGUCACAAAUUUCAUUCUUGUGAACAGGGACAGUGAAAGUGAAUUGUAAUAAAUAUCUAAUUUAUUUGAA
This is a messenger RNA of Anopheles funestus (African malaria mosquito), 10888 nucleotides long. It is a transcript of the gene Trpgamma, whose product is annotated as transient receptor potential-gamma protein. Gene Ontology annotation, cellular component: cation channel complex; membrane. Gene Ontology annotation, molecular function: store-operated calcium channel activity; protein binding; inositol 1,4,5 trisphosphate binding. Gene Ontology annotation, biological process: calcium ion transmembrane transport; regulation of cytosolic calcium ion concentration; manganese ion transport. NCBI's taxonomy places the organism in Eukaryota, Metazoa, Arthropoda, Insecta, Diptera, Culicidae. The record is from RefSeq and is a predicted model, not a curated record. The coding region runs from base 5076 to 9074 and encodes 1332 amino acids. The transcript has 22 exons.